AUGUCUUAUGGUGGAGUUGCUACUGAUGUAAAUGGCAACUUUACGUUCAAUGUAAUGGCUACCUACAGUUGUGACACUGGGUUUGCUCUGGUUGAUAACAGCUCAAGGAUUUGCACUGGAGACGGGAUGAGUGUCAAUGGUGGCUUUAAUGGAACAGCUCCAACUUGUGACCCUAUAACCUGCCCUGCUGUGGCAGCGCCUAGUAGUGGCAGUAUUGACUUUGGUGGAGCCUCAUCUGAUGGAAACAGCAACUAUGCUUUUGAUAUGGUAGCUAAUUACAAUUGUGAUAAUGGAUUUUCUCUGAUUGGUAAUAGCUCGAGGACGUGUACUGGAGAUGGCGGUAGCACUACUGGUGCUUUUGAUGGAGCAGCUCCAACUUGUGAACCUAUAACUUGCCCUGGUGUGCUCAUACCAAACAACGGUACUAUUGACUUUGGUGGCGCCUCACAUGAUGAAAAUGGCACCUAUAUUUUUGCUGUGGUGGCUACCUACAGUUGUGACACUGGGUUUGCACUGGUUGGUAACAGCUCAAGGACUUGCACCGGAGAUGGGAUGAGUGUCAAUGGUGGCUUUAAUGGAACAGCUCCAACUUGUGACUCUAUAACCUGCCCUGCUGUGGCAGUGCCUAGUAAUGGCAGUAUUGACUUUGGUGGAGCCUCAUCUGAUGGAAACAGCAACUAUGCUUUUGAUGUGGUAGCUAAUUACAAUUGUGAUAAUGGAUUUUCUCUGGUUGGUUAUAGCUCGAGAACGUGUACUGGAGAUGGCAGUAGCACUACUGGUGCUUUUGAUGGAGCAGCUCCAACUUGUGAACCUAUAACUUGCCCUGGUGUGCUCAUACCGAACAACGGCAAUAUUGACUUUGGUGGCGCCUCACUUGAUGAAAGUAGUACCUAUAUUUUUGCUGUGGUGGCUACCUACAGUUGUAACACUGGAUUUUCUCUUGUUGGGGAUAACACAAGGACUUGCACUGGAGAUGGCAGUACCACUACUGGUUCUUUUGAUGGAGAAGUACCAACUUGUGAAGUCAUUACCUGCCCUCCUCUGAACGAUCCUUCCAAUGGCACUGUGACUUACAAUGUUGAGAGUGAGUUUGGAACGCAGGCAAUAUACAGUUGCGACAAUGGAUUUUCUCUGGUUGGUAAUACGACCAGGACUUGUACUGGAGAUGGCAGUAACACUACUGGUUCUUUCGAUGAAGAAGCACCAACUUGUGAAGUCAUUACCUGCCCUCCUCUGAACGAUCCUUCCAAUGGCACUGUGACUUACAAUGUUGAGAGUGAGUUUGGAACGCAGGCAAUAUACAGUUGCGACAAUGGAUUUUCUCUGGUUGGUAAUACGUCCAGGACUUGUACUGGAGAUGGCAGUAACACUACUGGUUCUUUCGAUGAAGAAGCACCAACUUGUGAAGCCAUAAUGUGCCCUGCUCUAAGUGACCCAAUAAAUGGUAAAAUAGAGUAUGAUGAUGGAGAUACUUCUACUAACAACAAUCAACUCCGACUGGUUCCUUUUGGUACGAUGGCCACCUACACUUGUGUCUUUGGUUUUACUCUGAUGGGUAAUGACAUAAGAACGUGUACUGGAGAUGGCAGUAGCACUACUAGUGCAUUUAGUGGAAUUGAUCCAACUUGUGAACGUGAGUGAUACCUCAGUCUGACCAAAUAUGUUUUGUUUCAGCUUACUAACCAACUUUCCCUAAAUUCAAUUAUGCAGCCAUAACAUGUCCUCCUUUGAUGAGCCCAACCAAUGGCUUGGUGUCUUAUGGCGGAGUUGCUACUGAUGUAAAUGGCAACUUGUUAUUUAAUGUAAUGGCUACCUACAGUUGUGAAACUGGGUUUGCACUGGUUGGUAACAGCUCAAGGACUUGCACCGGAGAUGGGAUGAGUGUUAAUGG
Halichondria panicea is the source of this 1891-nucleotide messenger RNA. RefSeq names its product P-selectin-like. NCBI's taxonomy places the organism in Eukaryota, Metazoa, Porifera, Demospongiae, Suberitida, Halichondriidae. The coding region runs from base 1 to 1641 and encodes 546 amino acids. The record is from RefSeq and is a predicted model, not a curated record. The transcript is spliced from 8 exons.